UCCCGAUCCUGACGGGGGAGGACUGGAAUGCUGUGAUGUACCACGGGAUCGAGUCGCAGGGCGGGGUCCGCUCGGGGAUGUUCUCCUCUAUCUACUUCAUCGUCCUGACGCUGUUUGGGAACUACACCCUCCUGAACGUCUUCCUGGCCAUUGCUGUGGACAACCUGGCAAAUGCCCAGGAGCUGACCAAGGACGAGGAGGAGAUGGAGGAAGCCACCAACCAGAAGCUGGCCCUGCAGAAGGCCAAGGAAGUGGCCGAAGUGAGCCCCAUGUCUGCAGCCAACAUUUCCAUAGCAGCUUUUGUAAAGCAAACUCGAGGUACUGUAUCUCGCAGCUCGUCAGUCUCCAGCGUAAAUUCACCCAAGCAGCAGAACUCCUCCAAAUCCAAGUCGGUCUGGGAGCAGAGGACCAGCCAGAUCCGGAUGCACAACUUCCGAGCCAGCUGCGAGGCCCUGUACAACGAGCUGGACCCCGAGGAGCGGGUCCGUUACGCCACCACCCUGCACAUCAGGCCGGACAUGAAGACCCACCUGGACCGGCCGCUGGUGGUGGAGCCCCGGAGCGAAGGCAGGAACAACAUCAACAAGCUGAGCCCCGGGGACGUGCAGGAGGUGCAGGAGCACCCCAAGGGCAGCUCUGCCGACGGGGCAGAAGCUCCGCGGAAGCACCACCGGCACCGGGAUAAGGAGAAACAGGCGGAGCAGGAGAAGGGCGACGCGCCCAAGGAGGAGAGCGCAGAGACCGCGGCCGCCAACAAGGAGGAGCGGCACCGGCAGCACCGGAGCCGCAGCAAGGAGGUGGAAGGCGGGAGCAAGGAAGGGAAGAGCGAGCGGAACAGGGGGCAGGAAGGGGGGAAGAGGCACCACCGGCGGGGCUCGGUGGAGGAGUCGGGGGAGAAGGAGCACCGCAGGCACCGCACCCACCGGCACUCCACCGAGCGCCAGGGCAAGGACGGCAACGGCACCGCCAACGGCGCCCGCGGGGAGCGGCGCUCCCGGCACCGCGGAGGGUCCCGCUCCGGCAACAGGGAUGGGGAGCCCAAGGGGGAGAACGGAGAGGAGCCCCACAGGCGGCACAGGCUCAGGAACAGGGCCCUGUCCACCUACGAGUCGGUGGAGAAGGAGAACGGGGAGAAGGAGGCGGAGGCUGGAGAGAAGGAGCACCGGAACCACCAGCCCAAGGAGAACCAGGUUGAGCUGGAGGCCAGUGGCAGUGUGAGUGUCCCCGUGCACACCCUGCCCAGCACGUACCUGCAGAAGGUGCCAGAGCAGCCCGAGGACGCCGACAACCAGAAGAACGUGACGCGGAUGAUCCAACCCCCCCUGGACAAAACCACCACUGUGAACAUCCCCGUCACCAUCACGGCCCCCCCGGGGGAGACCACUGUCAUACCAAUGAACAACGUGGAGUUUGAAAGCAAAACAGAGGAGAAGAAAGACGUUGAUGACCUGACGAAAAAUGGACCUAAACCAAUCCUGCCUUACAGCUCCAUGUUCAUCCUGAGCCCCACAAACCCGAUUCGGCGGCUCUUCCACUACAUCGUCAACCUGCGCUACUUCGAGAUGGUCAUCCUGAUAGUCAUCGCCCUCAGCAGCAUUGCCCUGGCUGCAGAAGACCCUGUCCAAGCUGAGUCACCCAGGAAUGAUGCUCUGAAAUACUUGGAUUAUAUAUUUACAGGUGUCUUUACCUUUGAGAUGGUGAUCAAGAUGAUCGACCUGGGGCUGUUACUCCACCCCGGCUCCUACUUCCGUGACCUGUGGAACAUCCUGGACUUCAUUGUGGUCAGUGGGGCCUUGGUGGCCUUUGCCUUCUCGAGUUUCAUGGGAGGAACCAAAGGCAAGGACAUCAACACCAUCAAGUCCCUGCGAGUCCUGCGGGUCCUCAGACCUCUGAAAACCAUCAAGAGGCUGCCAAAGCUAAAGGCUGUCUUUGACUGUGUGGUGAACUCCCUGAAGAACGUCCUCAACAUCCUCAUCGUUUACAUGCUCUUCAUGUUCAUUUUUGCCGUCAUUGCCGUGCAGCUCUUCAAGGGCAGAUUCUUCUACUGCACUGACGAGUCCAAGGAGCUGGAGAAGGACUGCAGGGGUCAGUACCUCGAUUAUGAAAAGAAUGAGGUGGAGGCCCAGCCCAGGGAAUGGAAAAAAUAUGAGUUCCACUAUGACAACGUGCUCUGGGCUCUGCUCACGCUCUUCACCGUGUCCACGGGGGAAGGGUGGCCAACCGUGUUGAAGCACUCGGUGGACGCCACCUACGAGGAGCAGGGUCCCAGCCCUGGCUACAGGAUGGAAAUGUCCAUCUUUUACGUGGUGUAUUUUGUUGUCUUCCCUUUUUUCUUUGUGAACAUCUUUGUGGCUUUAAUCAUCAUCACCUUCCAAGAGCAAGGAGAUAAAGUGAUGUCAGAGUGCAGCCUCGAGAAAAACGAGAGGGCCUGCAUAGACUUUGCCAUAAGUGCCAAGCCCCUGACCCGGUACAUGCCCCAGAACAAGCAAUCCUUCCAGUACAAGAUGUGGAAAUUCGUGGUGUCCCCUCCCUUCGAGUAUUUUAUCAUGGUCAUGAUCGCCCUCAACACCAUUGUCCUCAUGAUGAAGUUCUAUGAUGCUCCAGAAGCAUAUGAAGAAAUGCUGAAAUGCCUGAAUAUUGUGUUUACAUCCAUGUUUUCAAUGGAAUGUGUGCUGAAGAUCAUUGCCUUUGGUGUGCUGAAUUAUUUCCGAGAUGCCUGGAAUGUCUUUGAUUUUGUCACAGUGUUGGGAAGUAUUACUGAUAUUUUAGUAACCGAGAUCGCGGACACGGACAACUUCAUCAACCUCAGCUUCCUGAGGCUCUUCAGGGCAGCCAGACUCAUCAAACUCCUCCGCCAGGGCUACACCAUCCGAAUCCUGCUCUGGACAUUCGUGCAGUCCUUUAAGGCCUUGCCUUAUGUGUGUCUCCUCAUUGCAAUGCUCUUCUUCAUCUAUGCCAUUAUUGGCAUGCAGGUAUUUGGGAACAUUGCAUUAGAUGACGAAACCUCCAUUAAUCGGCACAACAACUUCCGCACCUUCCUCCAAGCCCUGAUGCUUCUGUUCAGGAGUGCCACGGGGGAAGCCUGGCACGAGAUCAUGUUGUCCUGCUUGAGCAACAGAGCCUGUGAUCCCCUCUCUGGCCUCACCAAGAAGGAAUGUGGCAGUGAUUUUGCCUAUUUCUACUUCGUGUCCUUCAUCUUCCUCUGCUCCUUCCUGAUGUUGAACCUGUUUGUGGCUGUGAUCAUGGACAACUUUGAAUACCUGACAAGGGACUCCUCCAUCCUGGGGCCUCACCACUUGGAUGAGUUUGUCCGUGUGUGGGCUGAGUACGACCCCGCUGCCUGCGGUCGCAUCAGUUACACAGACAUGUAUGAGAUGCUGAGACACAUGUCCCCACCUCUAGGCCUUGGAAAGAAAUGCCCUGCUCGUGUUGCCUAUAAGCGCCUGGUGAGGAUGAACAUGCCCAUCUCCCCCGAGGACCUGACCGUGCACUUCACAUCCACGCUGAUGGCCCUGAUCAGGACUGCCCUGGAGAUCAAACUGGCCUCAGGUGGAGUUAAACAGCACCAGUGUGAUGCUGAGCUGAGAAAGGAGAUCUCCCUGGUUUGGCCCAACCUGUCCCAGAAGACUCUGGAUUUGCUGGUGCCUCCUCACAAACCUGAUGAAAUGACUGUGGGGAAGGUCUACGCAGCACUGAUGAUAUUUGACUUCUACAAGCAGAAUAAGAACAGCAGGGAACAAGUCCAACCCCCCGGAGGCCUCUGCCAGCCUGGCCCAGUGUCCCUGUUCCACCCCUUGAAGGCCACCCUGGAGCAGACCCAGCCCACAGCGUUCAACAACGCCAAGGCCUUCCUGCGCCAGAAGAGCUCGGCCUCCCUCAACAACGGGGGGGCUCUCCCAGCCCCAGAGGGGGGGAUCAAAGAGUCCAGCUCCUGGGGGACCCAGCGCACCCAGGACGUGUUUUAUGAAACCAGGACCCCGGCUUUUGAGAGAGGCCACUCCGAGGAGAUCCCCAUCGAACGGGUGGUAGAAAUGAGGGAAAUCAGCCCCACAGUUGCCAAUGGAGAGCCCCAGCCAGGCCUGGAGAGCCAGGGCCGGGCGGCCUCCAUGCCACGCCUGGCUGCCGAAACCAAGCCCAUCCCGGACACGAGUCCCAUGAAACGCUCCGUGUCCACGCUGACCCCGCAGCGCCCUCAUGCCAUGCACCUCUACGAGUACUCCCUGGAGAGGAUGCCCCCGGAGCAGGGGCACCACCACCACCACCACCGCUGCCACCGCAGGAAAGAGAAGAAGCAGAAGUCCCUGGACAGGGCCGCCCAUCACUUGGCCGAUGGACAGGCUGUAGCCCAGGCCGGUGAGUCUUCUGCCAAGGACAAGAAGGAGCGUGGGCGGUCCCAGGAGAGGAAGCAGCACUCCUCCUCCUCCUCUGAGAAGCAGCGCUUCUACUCCUGCGACCGCUACGGCAGCCGGGAGCGCUCCCAGCCCAAGUCUGCUGAGCAGAGCAGGCCCACCUCCCCCAACGGGGGCCCAGAGCAAGGUCCACACAGACAGGGCAGUGGUUCAGUUAAUGGGAGCCCCUUGCUGUCGACAUCUGGUGCUAGUACCCCAUGCCGGGGUCGGAGGCAGCUCCCACAGACUCCACUGACCCCACGCCCCAGCAUCACUUACAAGACCGCUAACUCCUCGCCCGUGCACUUCACCAGUAUCCAACCCGGCCUCCCCACCUUCUCCCCGGGACGCCUGAGCCGCGGUUUGUCGGAGCACAACGCGCUGCUCCGCGGGGAGCACCAGCCACCCCCGCCGCCCGUGGCCCGCACCGGCUCCGACCCCUACCUGGGGCCCCGCGACGACGCCGACAGCCCCUCGCGCGCCGCGCCCGAGGACACGCUCACCUUCGAGGAGGCCGUGGCCACCAACUCGGGGCGCUCCUCAAGGACUUCCUACGUCUCCUCCCUGACCUCCCAGUCGCACCAAAUCCGCCGCGUGCCCAACGGCUACCACUACACGCUGGGGCUCAACACGGGCCCCGGCGCCGGCACCAGAGGACGUAGCUACUACCACGAAGCCGAUGAGGACGACUGGUGCUAGCGGCCUGGCAGAGCCCUCCGCGGCGGGCGGGUUUAAUUAUGAUGAGUUUUAUCAUCUGGAAGGCCGGCGGGGCAGCCCCUGCCACGAGAACUGCUCUGCGCCCCCAGGGCCGGAGACGCUCCUGCAGCCUCUCUCCUCUCUUUGUUCUUUAUUUAUUUUUCUUUUUUUUCUUUUUUAAUUUUUUUUUUUUUUUUUGCACUAGACAAACGGAGGAAGAAGGCUCCCUCCUUUGGGGGAAGGCAGCACAUCUCUCUGUCCCCCCUGGCCCGCCUCCCCACUGCCCUGUCUAGUCACAGACACGCACCAGGUGCCAAAUUGGCGACAGAGGCGAGAAGCCGAGCGAAGAGGGAUCCUCACCUUCGGUGGUGGAAGAGCAGACUGUCCAUCCUUCCCGAGAUCGGCGCAGUUUUUGUUGGGCUAUUUCUCAGUUAGUUUAUCAGCAUCAUUUUUUCCCCUCCCCGGUCAGGGUGGGAGCGGGGGGUCGCAAAGGACACGCGGGGACAAGGAUCACGCCCGCGCUCGGCCUUGUCGGCCGCUCCGAAGGGAGAGAUGUACCCGAGCAACUGGGAGAGGAGGAACACAGCCCGGAACAAAGGACAGUCCGUUGGGACUUGAUGUUCAGCCACAGGGAUUCCUUUUUGGCAGAGCUGGUGCCACCCCCCUCCAGAGGUGACCCCGGCAGCUGGGACCCCGCUGUGACAGCGCUGCCGUGGGGGUCCCUCUUACCCCACCCACCACAUCGGGUCCUUCACACUGACACACCACAAAGCCACAGGAGAGCUACUUUGUAAGGACUGUUUUCCUUGCUGCUGAGACUUUCCACUCCGCCCCUCUCUGCGACACGCCCCUCACUGUUUUGUCUUGUUUACAAUAUAAGCUUGAUUUAGCAAAAAAAACAAAAAAAACCACCACAACUUAAAAAAAAAAAAAUUAUCCUGAAGGAAAAAAAAGGGAAAAAAAAAAAACAAACAAAAAAAGAGGAAAAAGCGUAGGGGUGAGAAGAAGAAAUGUUAUUGGUUUUAUAUCAAGCUAUUAGAUAGAACUUUAACUUUUCAUUGUGUGCAUUUUUGUAAAUUGUACAGUAAAAAAAAAAAGAAAAAAAAAGAGAAAAAAAAAAUUUACUCUUUAUGUAGAGAAUUAGUCCAAUUGUCAUUCCAGGUCCCACCGUUUCUACCGAAUGCUCCAGUUGUUCACUACUAAGUGCCUAACCUUUGAAAUCUUUCACAGUGACGAUGCAACCUCUUUGCUUCGAUGCAUCAGACCUUGGGCGAGCGUGGGGAGGGCAGGAGGGGCAGGAGGGAGGGCAGAGCCCGGAGAGCCCCUCGCCCUGGAGGGUCCACGGGGCUCCCACCGCCCCAAGAGUGCACUCGAGUGCCAGGUUGGAAGCUUCCAGCGGGGAAGGCAGACACGCUUUGGGGUUGGUUUGGGUUUUGUUGGCCUUUAUUUUUUUAUUAUUUAGUAUUCGAUUUGAUUUGAUUUGGUUUGGUUUUAUCGGUGGGAGGGGAGUGAUUGCAGCAAACAAACCCGGCCUUUUCUCAUUGACUAGCGCUGAGGGAGGGAUGCAGGUGGAAAAGCCCAGCAUCUGCAGGGAUGCUCCUGCAGGAGGAGCAGCGUCUCACCCGGACUGUGAGAGCUCUGGCCGUGCUCCGUGGGGCAUCAUCCGUGUGGAGGACAGUUGGAGUGAGCCUUGGUUUUAUUGCCUGUUAAGAGAAGGUCAAAAGAAUAAUAAUAAUAAUAAUCAAAACCUCUAACUCUGAUUCUCAGGGAUGAGAUUUCUGUGUUCUUGCAACGACUCUUGCGUUGGAUGAUUUCUUUCUUCUGUGCCCCUGUGGAUUUCUGCACUGUGAGCCUGGCAAAGGGGCAAACACGCUGUGCUGGCAGGGAGGGAGGCUGGAAGCAAAGCUUGGGCAGGACCUCCCAUCCCUGGCUCUGCUGAGCUGUUGUAGGGCUGCUUUGGGGCACAGGGUGACCAGAGAACACAAGGAAUAAAGGUGGAAGGAAGAAGGGUGGGAGGUGCCAGACGAGCACAUCCUGAUAGGAAAGAGGAGAGGGUUGCACAGAGGAAUUUUUUCAGAGGAUCUCCCAAGCCCCAGAACUGUGAAGCUUCUCCAGAUGAAAUGGUUGCUUAGGACGGGGAGAGAUCCCGCUGGAUCCCGGUGAUCCCGUUUGGCACUGGGGAGGUUGGAGGGUAUUGGAUGCUACCAAAAUGCUCAGGAGGUCUCUCGUGCUCUCAGCAAAAGCCUUUCAGCCUCAGGCAGGGAGCAGUUUGCUGUAGGGUGGUUCUUCACGUCUCCUGUAGCUCUUCCGUUGAGGAAAUUCAACCUGUUUUUGGUUUGUUGGGUUUUUUUUUUUCCGUUUCCUUCUGUGUUUGUUUUUUUUUUUUUUCCUUUCGUUCCGUUAAUAACAACCUCUGGCCGAUCUCAUCCCUGGAUUCUGCUGAAGGAGAACUCCUGUCUGUAUCUCUGUCUCUGUAUUUUUUCUGUGCACUUCCAAUCACGGCAGUGUGGCAGCCGGAGCUCCCCGUGGGCCGGGCUGGGAUUCCCAAAAGGAGGGCUAUGCAACAAGAUGACACGUUCGGACACACAUCCAAACCACCCACAGUCAGAAAGACCUUCAUCCAUCCCAUAGCUUUAUCUGCUGGAUUUUCCUGUUUCAGGCUUCAGCAUGAUUGUGACCAAAUGUUUGAUACGUUUAUUUAUUUUUUUUUUUCCUCCCUUAAACGAAGGCACAAACACUUUGUUUGAAAAGUUUUAAAGAAAACGUUCCUCUUUUACUCCAGGAGGUUGAAGUGGGAGGGGAAACACAAAAUCUCUCUGCCCGUGCAUGCGAACGUUGUAAAAAAAAAUGGGAAGCAAAAGAGAUGCCUUUCUGUACGGAAUAAUUCUGUCUUUUCCCCCCUUCCUCUUCCAUUUUAGACCCCCCAAAACCCCCAGCCCUGCACUAAAACACGGCCUUGGGUCACCCCCAAUUCUUAGGCAGAACAUGAAGAAGAAUUUUAAGUUGUCUAAAUCCUCCACCCGCCUCGCAGGGGUCGAUGGCAGUGACAGCCAAGCCUGACCACAACUGUUCAUAACCCUUCCCUGGCCUUUUUUUGCAGCCUCUCUGCUGUCUCUUCGACGCAUCCAUAAUAUUUCCAAGAUUCCUCAUAGUGAGUUGCCAAACUUGAAUUGCACCGAUCAGUUUUCUGCAUCCAGAACCAGUCUCGUAGUGGCUGUACUUUGAAUUAAGUAAUGUUUGCAUGUAAAAUAUAUACAUAUAUACAUAUAUAUAAAACGAAACGAGAAAAAAAAAAAAAGUAUGUGCAUGGAAAAAAAAUGUUUAUCUUCGUACUUUUUUGAUACAAUGUAUUCAUCAGUUGUUAAUUUUUAAUUAUAUUUGAUAUAAAUUGGGGGUUUGUUGCAAAAACUUUAUAUUUCAAAAAAACAGUGUUAAAAAUGAACGAAGUUCCGACCAUGCAACACAAGCGGAGCUUUACCCAAAAAAAUAAAAAGGAGGGAACAAAAAAAAAAAAAACCAAAAAUGCAAGGAAAAAAAAAAAAAAAAAAAAAAAGGUUGUGAUUGCCUAGUUUGCUGCCUGAGUAAUAUUUAUCAGCCAAACUUUGAAUUCUGCAGUUGUUUCUACAAUUAACAUUUUGUAUGAAGCAAAGUCCUUGAAUUAAAAAUAAAAACUUAGCAAAAAAAAAAAAAAAAAAAA
Corapipo altera (White-ruffed manakin) is the source of this 8781-nucleotide messenger RNA. RefSeq names its product calcium voltage-gated channel subunit alpha1 B (gene CACNA1B). NCBI's taxonomy places the organism in Eukaryota, Metazoa, Chordata, Aves, Passeriformes, Pipridae. The transcript has 35 exons. Gene Ontology annotation, molecular function: calcium ion binding; high voltage-gated calcium channel activity. The record is from RefSeq and is a predicted model, not a curated record. Gene Ontology annotation, biological process: calcium ion import across plasma membrane; chemical synaptic transmission. Gene Ontology annotation, cellular component: neuronal cell body; membrane; voltage-gated calcium channel complex. The coding region runs from base 36 to 5087 and encodes 1683 amino acids.